AUGGCAUCAGCAUUCAAACAAAUCUUUCCAUUAUUUGAUCGGGUACUUGUCGAAAAAUUUGCAGCGGCAGCAAAAACUAAAGGUGGCUUACACAUUCCUGAAAAAGCUAUAGGCAAAGUAUUGAACGCAACUGUUGUUGCUGUUGGAAAGGGUGUCAAACAAAGGGAUGGAGGUUAUACUCCAGUCUGUGUACAAGCUGGUGACAAAGUUCUCUUGCCAGAAUACGGUGGUACCAAAGUGGAAAUCAACGAUAAAGAAUAUUUCAUUUUCAAAGAAUCCGACAUUCUUGCUAAAUGGGAAUAA
This is a messenger RNA of Adineta ricciae, 303 nucleotides long. The record is from the annotation of a GenBank genome assembly. Lineage: Eukaryota; Metazoa; Rotifera; Eurotatoria; Adinetida; Adinetidae.